CACAUCAUGACUGUGUCCAAAUUGCUCGAUGCGCAGUGCAAUCACUGCAAAACUGCGGCCGGAAAUCUGUCGACAUGCGCCGGCUGCAAGGUCGUGAAAUACUGCUGCAAGGAACAUCAAGCGGCAGACUGGCCGACCCAUAAGGCACAAUGUACACCUGUGAAAAAGGCUCGUGCACAUUUUGAGAAAGAAGAGACGGAACUUCGCAACUUCCCCGGAGAUUUCAUAUGCCCAGCGAACCCAUUGGAAGAACCCGAGCCUCACUUCUGGGGCUGGCUCGAGACGCGUCCGUACAUGCGUGCUCGUUACGGCUUGCUAGAUGCUCUUCGCAAGAUCAAGACCCGAGACGCGGUGCAAGCUGCCCAUGACCAUGUCAAAGAGUGCCUCCGACUCUGCCGUAGCGAUAAUAUGGGUGUCCGAGUUAUGGCUCCCGCGCUCAUGCUACGUCUGGGGCGCGAUCAAGAGGCUUACGACUUCUGGAGAAGAUCCUGA
Molecule: messenger RNA, 492 nt
Organism: Cercospora beticola
Lineage: Eukaryota; Fungi; Ascomycota; Dothideomycetes; Mycosphaerellales; Mycosphaerellaceae
Product: zinc finger MYND domain-containing protein
Source: RefSeq, a predicted model, not a curated record